GUGUUAGUAUGAGUCAUUGGGAAAUGAUGUGAUAAAAGGCAAUGCCCUUGAUCAAGUGUAUACAUAGCCAGCUUCCCCUGGUUUAAUGUCCAACACCCCCAUAACUCACUCCUCUCUCUUCCCCUUUCUCCUCUCGUUUAAAGCCCAAUUUUCAAUCUCUUUUUGUUCACUGAAACAGCCAGGCACCAGCUCUCGUCUCUAACUCCACCCCCGUAUUGCCCCAUCCUUCCAUUAUCCCACUCUGCCUAUAGCAGCAACACUACCUCUGUUGUGCUCUGUUUUGUCUCAAAACACCAACCCUCGUUCGUUUCUCCUCCACUCACCUCUCUGUUUUGCUCAAUUAACACUUAAAGCUUAAGUACAUCCAUCAUUCACUCAUCUUGGCACGCAAUUACCCUCGAAGAAGGACCAAUCACCCCACUGUUUUUUUUUUUUAAAAAAAAUGAGUGAUCAUCAGCAACAAAAUCUGGAGACAGAAAGCAGCUCAACAAAAGCAUUCUCACCACCCUCUCCAUCUUCACCAUCCUCUAACUCUAACCCAUCAAAGAAACACCAACAAGACCAAGAUUUCUCUCCUUGUAAGAAAAUAACGAGAAUAAGAGACUCUAGCAAGCAUCCAGUCUAUCGUGGAGUUCGGAUGAGAAACUGGGGCAAAUGGGUGUCUGAAAUCCGAGAGCCUCGGAAAAAAUCUCGCAUUUGGUUAGGUACUUUUCCCACCCCAGAAAAGGCGGCGCGUGCGCACGAUGCCGCUGCUUUAAGCAUAAAAGGAAACUCGGCUAUUCUUAAUUUCCCUGAACUCGCUAACUCUUUACCUCGUCCAGCUUCACUUGCUCCUCGUGACGUUCAAGCAGCCGCUGCUAAAGCUGCCCAAAUGGACAACUUUGACCAAAAAUCUGAAACAACCACCACCACAACAGCGUCCUCGUCGUCUUCUUGUACAUCUUCUUUGACAUCUCUUGUCUCUUUGAUGGACUUGUCGUCUCAAGAUGAAGAGUUGAGCGAGAUUGUUGAGUUGCCAAGUCUUGAGACGAGUUAUGAUGAGUUGAACAAUGAUUUUGUUUACUCUGACUCUGUUUAUGGGUGGAUGUAUCCUCCACCAUGGAUGCAAAGCGUGGAGAAUAUCUGUCUCAGCGGUGGUGGUGGUGGGUAUGCUUGUGAUGAUUUUACACUGCCCAAUGAGAGUACUGUUUUAUGGAAUUAUUAGUGUUUUUUUUUUUUUCCUUUCUUUCUUUCUUCCAUAUGAAUGUCUGUGUAUGUAUCUGUGUGCGCGAGUCCGCCCUUCCUCCCUCCCUUCCUUUCUCUUUGUUUUAUUAUAUUCUUGUUUUUUUAUCCGAUCAAGAUUUUUUGGCCCUUGUUUUUCUUUGAGGGUUGGAAUCUCUCUUCUUUUGUGUUUUCUCUUCUUUUUGUUCCUCUUCUUGUGGGUAUGUAUAUAUGACUUUGAAUCUAACUGUACAGUUUUUGGAAAGAGGGAAAA
Populus trichocarpa (black cottonwood) is the source of this 1474-nucleotide messenger RNA. Its product is annotated as dehydration-responsive element-binding protein 3. Gene Ontology annotation, biological process: regulation of DNA-templated transcription. Gene Ontology annotation, molecular function: DNA binding; DNA-binding transcription factor activity. NCBI's taxonomy places the organism in Eukaryota, Viridiplantae, Streptophyta, Magnoliopsida, Malpighiales, Salicaceae. The transcript has a single exon. The record is from RefSeq and is a predicted model, not a curated record. The coding region runs from base 443 to 1204 and encodes 253 amino acids.